AGUCUAUAACAGGAUCACUCGUGCCCUGCCUAAACCCCCUGCGAUGUACUAGUGCGCACUCCCUCACUCCCUCCCUCCCUCCAUCCCUCCCUCAUAUGUAAGCAUAGAAAAUUGAUAUCUACUCGUCCUGGAUUGGUGGGUCUGGCUCAACCUAAGUGAAAACUCGUCUGAGUAUGGAACUGUCUUUCAUCUUAACGUGGUAGAAGCAAGUAGAGUCGUCUGUAGCUGUAGCACAACAUUCUCGGUUCUAGGUGCUUGCUUCACAACAAUACAGGAGUCUUCAUGGUUUAGAUGUUUCCAAAAAAGGAGAUAGAUAGUAGACAAAAAAGCUAGGUGACAGCAUAAUUCUGAUCUGCGGAGCAUUUUGCUCAUUGCCCCACUAGCACUAGCGCAUGCUUCUAGUCGUUGGUGAAGAAUUCUUGUAGGUGCCACCAAUCUUGUUUGACUAGGUGUCGAUAGACAUACUUUUCUUUCAAUUUUUGACUUUAUUCCUUGGUCCUCGAUGGAAGAAGAAGAUGAUCAAGCUAGUCGUGAGACAGGUCGUGGUUGCCAUGAUCAACGUGGCGGCUUUUCAUGAUGUUUUUGGAAUUUUCAUGAUUUCGAGAAAGGGGCUCCGUCGCGAUGGUGGUAAUAACUAUGCGUCGCUCCUGCUCGUUCGAGGCAUGAAGUUGCUCCAAAAAAAGAAGAAGGUCCUCGCGGUUGCUUCGUCCGGUGGCGAGUCGUUGAGACGCCAAAUGUUGCAGAACAAGAGGUGUUUGAAUUUUUCCAGUGAUGUGGCUUUCUUUUGUCACCCAACCGAUGGCCGCGAGAACCUUGACUCUGCCUUGUUGAGCUUCCUUAGCGACGUGGAUGUAGCGAAUACCCAAAAAUGGAAAACAGAGAUUAGUAAAAGAAAGGGCGGGCUGCAGACGAUUCGCGAGCUUAUUUCCGAGUGGAUCCUGCCAAGAGCAUCAGCCCUUAUUGGUAAGUUUCUAGUAAAAGUGGCAGGCACCCCUCAGGGCGACCGGCCAUCGAUCGAAGCUGCUUGGACUAAACUGAACUCGGGUAGAUCUCAGUUUCGAGUUCCUACCACUCUGGUAGACGGCGGCCAAACUGAUAUUUCUUCACCUGCGACCGCGUCUGAUCAACAUCACCUGCGUGCAAUCAACGCUGAGGACAACGCAGGUUCAACUACAGGAGCGCCCGUCUCCACGAGGACGCUACAAAAAGACGUCGUCUCUAUUCUGCAGGUGGCCAAACAAUGCCUCGACGCUCGGCAACGACUCCACAACCAGAAAAAAACGGACGAGAACUGCCAGGUCGUGUUGAACCUGCGCCACCCGCAGCACGACCCAGUCACGCAUCUUCACGCCGAAAAUUACCUGCUGGAAGCAAAGCCAUAUGUUGACGCGGCUUGGGCAGAGUGGCAAGAAGCUUGCCGGGUCAAACGGAACAGUCUUCCUAGCAAAAUAAAAAUCGAAGGCCCAGCACAAAGUUCCACCUCUGAGACGAGUGCCCGCACGAACUCGGUUUUCGUGCUUGCCGCUCGGCAAGCCGCUUCGUCAGGCGAGGUAGAAGAAGACGGACUUGAAACCGCAACCACCUCGCCUGGGGACCCUGAUGAAUAUGAAGUGCCGCUUUCUGAUGCAACGAAAGAUGAGAUGGAGAAACAUCGCAAAGCCGAAGACAAAAACUUUGUGGAGGCGAUGACCAAGAGAAAAGGGCACCUGUCACGGGCCAGCGAGCGUGCGAAGCUGCGCAACGAGGUGGCGGAAAGUGUCGAGCAGGAGGCAUGGUUGGAGGCGCUGAAAGAGCACGCUGAGAUAAUGAGAAAGGACGGCGAAACAGUGCGCGCGUCGCUCAAUAAGCCGGUGGAUGAGCCGUCCUCUAAUACCCCUGAUGCGACUGAUCCUUCGCACCUGCAGCAAAACCUGCUACUAUACGCAAAGGAGCAAACGGAGGAUCAGAAGAAUGUAGCCGGUUUACUGAAUGAGUUGAAGGGGAAACUUUUUUUUGAGAACAAGAGUGAAGAUUUCAACAUCUUAGGGCCCUCUACUGCGGAGACGAUGAACGACGUCGACCGGCACUCUUUUCAGAAAGAAUACUUGCGCUGCAUGCGCGAAUAUUUCUUCGGGCCACCGGAGAAGACUUGUUUCCGCAGUAACCCAGCGCCGGACCAUGGAACACAGCCGCCUGCGGAGAGUACGUUCAGGUUUUUAGUGGAUGUAAUUCAAAGUCACGUCGAUCGUGGUGCACAAACAGCCGCCACAGCAGACGAAAAGUUAAGACUCCUAUCCUCUCGUGUUGCAUCGAAAUGGCUUACAGAGGAAAAGGUGGAAUCGCUUACAAGAAAGGAGCUUGUUAAGCGGUUAGGAGAUGCCCGAAAGGAGCGUAAUGGCUAUAGCCUGAAAUUGCGACAGAAUCAGAGAAGCGCGCCAUGGCAACAAGCUAAGAGACAAGAAAAGCUCGAACAAGCGGAGAAAUUGAUCGACAAACUGAAUUGUCAGACAAAGCUUCUUGAUGGUCAGGGACAAGUGAGAGCUGCGGCGGGAAACAUUUUGGAUCUAUUGCUGAGAGCCGAAAACGGACGAAAGAUAUUUCUAGCCUCUCUUGUCCACGGCAUUCCAAUGCAACAAAAGCUGUGCCACGAGAGAACGACUGCGGUAAUGUCCAAGCUAAAAGAGGACGACGCAUUCUUUCAAGACCAGCUAAAAUUGGCUGAGGAGCUACUAGCGAGCGGGAGCGACGAGGAAGAGAAAAAACCACUACCGAUGUAUGAGCAGCUACCGACAGCAGGAGAUGAUGUGCAUGCGCCUCGUCGAGAGGGGCACGGGCAUGAUGAGCAUAUGCCUCCUCGAGUCGUGGCACAAAAAGGGCAAGAUCAUGAGCCUCCACAGUGGUACUCCGAAGUGGUCAACCUAAUAUAUCCGGAUGGAGAUGAGAAGCGCGAUUCCUACCGCGAGGCAUGGUUUAGCAACGAAAACGACCAGAAAAUUCUGAUGCUCCUCUGGGAAGUCUUCAAUUACGGACAUCAGAAGGCUGCCACUGUAGCCAAGACGUGGCUUGAUCUUGUCGGAAAGACUCUAGAAGGAGUCAACGAGCCGCCGAAGGCUUCGGCAACCGGCACUGGUUCUUUGCCAAAAGAGAAAACGGACACAAGAAAAGGGGGAAAGAAAUAACGAUCCGCAUGCUGUAGAAGUACGACGCUGCAGAUUGAUAUCAAGAAACACAUGGCAGAGAUAUUGAUAUUGAUGCUGAGGAUCACGCGUCGUCAUGCCCAUCAAGGUUAGAGUGUAUCCAUACAGCUGUAACUCGCAUGCAGCGUGGUAGUUUUUAUUGCGUGUGUGAUCCGAGUAGACACUUACUUUGAAUUCAUCAAGGAACUAAAUUUGAGAACAUCAAUCAUAUUUGCAGUAGGUAGCUACGUAAUAAGAUACUGUCGAAUGAAAUUUUAAUUUUUUUAUGUACAUCCGUAGCCAUUUUGGCUCAAGAGAAAGGAUAAGAAACAGGAAGUGUGAAUUCUCGGAAUUCCUUUCACGUCUUUCCUCUAACAAGUUUUUGCGUCAUCUUUCCAUCGAUAAUCUUAGCCGAGCUUAAUCGUGGUCGAAUCUCUUAGAUCAUUUUCGGCUUUCUUCUACAACACCAAGCUAGACAGGCUGGCGCGCCACUUACUCACCACCAAAAACAGAGCUAAAGCAGUAUACCUA
Molecule: messenger RNA, 3686 nt
Organism: Amoebophrya sp. A25
Lineage: Eukaryota; Dinophyceae; Syndiniales; Amoebophryaceae
Source: the annotation of a GenBank genome assembly